Molecule: messenger RNA, 375 nt
Organism: Cooperia oncophora
Lineage: Eukaryota; Metazoa; Nematoda; Chromadorea; Rhabditida; Trichostrongylidae
Source: the annotation of a GenBank genome assembly
AUGUUUCAGAUGUUACUGGCGCUCUUUGCGCUCGUACAUGCGGCAUCCGCUGCGGUGUCCUCCUUCAACUAUGUUCCCAUGGGUAGCAAUCCUACCCUCUACACACCUGGUUUCGAACCUAUCAUGCAUCUCGACCAACACACCUUCGCUGACACUGUCUUCGGUCAGGAUCAUGCUUUUCUCGUCGAAUUCUACGCAGAUUGGUGCGCGACACUAGUCGAGACAAUUCGUUGCCGUUCUUCGACAAUUCGCAAAUCUUGUUCGCGAAUGCGAAUUCGUGCUUUUACGUGGCUGGUGGAUCAACUGUGGCAGACACCGCUUCAAUGCCACAAUACAUGUCCGCGCGAAAAUUGCAAUCCAAUUACUACCCUAUGA